UAAGAGCCUUGACUGCCUCACUGUAUGCUGUAGGAUAACAGCAGCAGUAAGCAGACAGGCAGAGCAGAUGCUGUGUACAUACACAGGGAAACCUACACUUAAUACAGCAGGAGAAACAGAGAAGAAUCUGCCAUUUUUUGAAGCUAUGGGCAUUAGCCUGGAUGCACUAUGCUUGGAUGAGUUUGGAUAUUCAAUGACACUUCUAGUGAAAGGAGCUAUUUCUGAGAUUCCUUCAUGUGGCACUAUGAAUGGAUUAUAAUCAGCGAUGUUUAACUAGCUACGCAGAGUACUGUGAUCAGCUCAGGACAUAUCUGCUGUUUUGAUCCUUAUCUUGCGGCCCCUGGGGGCCUUUGAUCAUGACAUCCGCAUUGUCCUUGAUGUGGGUUGUGUGUGGACUGACGGUGUGGUUUCCCCACACUCACGGAGCCUCAGUGAACCCCAAUCUGCUCAUGACCGCCUCUGAUCCAACCACUGAUGAGCAACCAAUCAAUCCAGAGCAUCCGACUGAAUCUACAGAUCCACCCAGCAACAACACAGCCUCACUGAGCCCCAAUCUGCUCAUACCAACCUUUGAUUCGACGACUGAUGAGCAACCAGUCAAUCCAGAACAUCCGACUGAACCUACAGAUUUAUUCAGCAACAAUGACACAGCAGCCUCAGUGAGUUCCAUUAUGCUCAUGACCACCUCUGAUGCAAGUACUGAUGCACAAUCAAGCACGCCAAAACAUCAGAAUGGCUCUACAGAUCCACCCAGCAGCAACAACACAGGACAUGCGUGUAUUUAUGUGCUUCCCCCACGACGGGGAUCAUACUAUGUGGAGCACGGCACGGGGGUAUCUGUGGGAUCCAUGCUGGUGUUCUGGUGUAAGGAGGGCUACCAGCUGGUUGGCCAUGAGAAAAUCACAUGCAUCCUACAUGCGGGUGUCCCUCGAUGGAGCAGCUACCUGCCAGUCUGUGAGAGUAUCCCUCGGCCAAAUGACCAGGGACUUCGCAUUGCUUUACUGGUGUCUGUUGUGAGCGGGGUGGUCAUUCUUGUCAUGACUGUGUGCUUCCUCAUCUGCUGUUGUCAAGAGUGCAUGAGGAAAAAGAAGGAAAAGCGUCGGAUGGGUAGAAGCAGGAGAAAGGAAACAUGGAGCUCUAGGUCUCGGAGGAGCCCAUCCUGGUUGGAGCGAGAGCAUAUAGAUUGGGAGGCAUUCCCUCCACCUAAACUUUUCGGCCUGUCCCAGCGUCUUGACCAAGCUCUGCCUCCUGGUAGUUCUGUUUAUUCAGAGGUCACCAGAGCCUAUGAGAACAGAGGGUAUGAGAGGAGUCAGGAGAGUCUGCUGAGAAGGCCCCAUAGCACAUACACUUCACACCAUGCCAACAGCCAAAUCUACCCAGCACUUGUUUUUCAGAGGGUUCCAAAUGAGCCAAUCCCCUCCACCUCUUCUACCUCCCCAGUUUACAUACAAAUCUCUACACCCCCCGAAAACAAUGCCCCACAGGCCCUUACUGUUACCCACCCAUAGACUUGUCCUAACACAGAUGCAACCAGUAGUCAAUUUCUCUCUUCAGCAGCACUGAAUGUGUCCAAGACAAUACAGACAACAUUGCACAUCUGUUGUGGGCAGAAGUGCUUUGAUAUUUUUAAUGUUGAUGUCUUUUAAUAUUUGCUCUAUUGUAAAUAUACUCCAUUUUAAGAUGAACCAUGGUUAUUUUUGUCAGAUCUUAUGUAUAAUAUAUAAAAUAUGUGUGUAUAAGCCAUUUGUAACCUAACUGUAAAAUCUGCACUUUAAUGCAUUUGUAAUUGUUGUCUCAAUAUUUUUCCUGUGCUCUUAAAUGAGUCGGGAUGGCCUUGUUGAUUUGAGUAAAAUUUGCGACAUGGGUUUUCUUCAAAACCAGAACAAAUGUGGUAAGAAAUACAAAACAAUCUCUCUCAAUUUCAUUGGGUGGUAGACACCAUUCGUUUAGUGAACCAACACAGAAAUUCAAAUAAUUGUACUUAAUUUACAUGAACACAACAGAACAAGGACUGAUGUAUUUAAGAUCUUUCGAAAAGAAAGAUGAAAAAGGACACCGGACAAUACAAUUGAUAUCCUAACAAGAAAAGGUCAGUUUUUAUGUCUCAAUGUGUUCCGUAACUUCUUAUUUUAUUUGCUUAUUCACAUCAUACUUUAGACGCUUUUAAUAGUUUAUACAUUUCAAAUAUAUUUGUGUGAGUCUAUACACUAUAUA
Molecule: messenger RNA, 2214 nt
Organism: Carassius gibelio (silver crucian carp)
Lineage: Eukaryota; Metazoa; Chordata; Actinopteri; Cypriniformes; Cyprinidae
Product: sushi domain-containing protein 3
Exons: 7
Coding region: 357-1508 (383 amino acids)
Cellular component (GO): plasma membrane
Source: RefSeq, a predicted model, not a curated record